This is a messenger RNA of Linepithema humile (Argentine ant), 685 nucleotides long. NCBI's taxonomy places the organism in Eukaryota, Metazoa, Arthropoda, Insecta, Hymenoptera, Formicidae. The record is from RefSeq and is a predicted model, not a curated record.
AACGCAAAGUAUCGAGCACCAAUACCGGACGCAGCCUAGAAAAUACCGCAAUGGCUUCAUCAGUUACUAGCUCCGAUGCAGGUUGAGCUUUGUUUCCGUGAGAAAACGUUGGAUCUCUAUUUAUUACUACAUGGCUUUUAUAUAUUUGUAAUCGAUCAUCGAGUGUUCCUUAAGCUUUUUGGAGAGGAAAAUCGAGAGAAAGGAGGUGAUUCUUAAAUAAACUGGAACCUUUUGAGCAUAAUAAUAUGGCGAGUCCUUCGCCACAGUCUUCACCUAUGCCACCUCCGCAAGCUCCUAGUCCCAUGGGUCCUCCGCAACAGGCACCAUCUCCUUCUAAUGCGCAAGGCAGUCCAAUGGGGCCUCCGCAACAUCAUCCUCAUAGCCCGACGCAAGGUUAUCAAGGUGGCCCACCAAUGUCACAAGGAGCUCCACCUAUGUCUCAAUCACCACAACAACCUCCGCCUCAACAACAGAAUUAUCCGCCUCAUCCACAGCAGAUGCCACCUAAUAUGGGUCCACAGGUAUGAUAAAUUUAUUGAUUGUUAUAAUGAAUUUGUGCUUUUGGCAUGUAUUACUUAUAAUAAUUAUGUCUGUGUCAUUGACAUAAGUUACGAGAUAUAUGAAAAAGGGGAAGAGAUUUUUGUAGAAUAUGAUAUUCUACAAUGAUAGGAUUUAAACUUUAAAG